Molecule: messenger RNA, 1963 nt
Organism: Betta splendens (Siamese fighting fish)
Lineage: Eukaryota; Metazoa; Chordata; Actinopteri; Anabantiformes; Osphronemidae
Product: acyl-coenzyme A thioesterase 1-like
Exons: 4
Coding region: 495-1748 (417 amino acids)
Biological process (GO): fatty acid metabolic process; acyl-CoA metabolic process
Molecular function (GO): fatty acyl-CoA hydrolase activity
Source: RefSeq, a predicted model, not a curated record
AAACAAUCGUGAACUAACAAUCUGACAACGGAUGUGGUGAUUACUGAUGCUUAAAUACAGGAGUGAUUACUAAUACGUGACAGGUGUGCAUGGUGACUCGGGAGUGACAGGAAACAGCUGACAUGAACAAAACCGGAAGUCCUACAAAAAUAAAACAGGAAACAGUACAGGUCAUGACACAGAGAGGAGAAUAAACAACCAGAUCUGCUUUUAUGUCCCAUAGUGGUAAAUAUUAAUAAAUAAUAUUAAUAUAUUUGUGUUGGAACUGCUGUCAGGACAUUCUGUUCGUCCAAAAGGUGUGUGUACCUUAGCGUUGUCUUUGUCUUCUCAAUGCGUAACGUACACUGGCAAGAAGGAGACAUCCAUGGUGAACUGCUCUUUGACUCUUUGUUGCAAUAACAUCAUUUCAUUUCAAACACCCCCUCAACCACAUUCUGGCCAGAUGGGAGCAGGUUCACCCACCUGGACAGAGACGAUCCCAUCUGGAGCUGGAGAUGUCCUCACAGAUCCGACUGAGGCUGCUGCCUGGUGUCAGGUGCUUGUUCGAUGAGCCGAUUCAGGUGAAAGUGGCUGGACUGAAGCCGAGGCAGGUGGUGUCGGUGAGAGCCAGGGCGACGGAUGAGAAAGGACUUGAGUUCAGGUCCUCGGCCACCUACAGGGCAGACGGGAGUGGGUUCAUCCACCUGGACAGAGACCCCUCACUCGGCGGGAGCUACGUAGGGGUUGAACCCAUGGGGCUGCUGUGGUCACUGAGAGCUGAGAAACUGCACCAAUACUUUUUCAAGAACAAAGCGCUUGAACCUCUUGUGGUGAAGUUCUCUGUGCAUGAGGGGGACGAACAGGGCAGGAUGCUGGCGGAGGAGACCCAUGAAAGGUUUCUGAUUGGUGAUGGAGUCAGCAGGUUCUCUGUCAAGGAAGGGAAUUUUGAAGGAGUCCUCUUUACUCCUCCAGGACAGGGUCCCUUUCCUGCUGUGCUGGAUCUGUGCACCUUCAUGUCGGAGAAAAGAGCCUCUCUGCUGGCCAACAAAGGCUUUGUGGUUCUGGCUGUAGCAGUUCACACUGAGAAACCUAGCAACAACAAACCCAUGCACCUGGACCACUUUAAAGAAGCUGUGGAUUUUCUACAACGACAACCUAAGGUGGGCAGUAAAGGAGUUGGUAUAAUCUCACGGUCAAAGGGAGGAGAUGUUGCUCUUUCUCUUGCUGCCUUUGUGUCAGGUGUUGCAGCAGUAGUGUGGAUCAACGGCUGCAGCGCAGUUGUGGGUUCUCCAUUGUACUUUAAGAACCAAGAAAUACUCUCACCACUACCAGUGGACUGGAGCAAAGAGAUUUCCCAUGAAUCAGGAGCUAGUAUAGUCAGGUACGUGCUUGGAGAUCCUCGGGCAGAGGAGAACAGAGGCACUGUGGUGCCGGUCGAACAAGCACAGGCUUCUUUCCUCUUUGUGGCUUCAGGGAACGACCUCCACUGGGACAGCGAGGGUUACAUGGACGAGAUGGUGGAGAGACUGAAGCAUCAUGGGAAAAAGAACUUUGAGACAGUCUGUUACCCCAAAGCCGGUCACCUACUGGAGCCACCUUAUGGGCCUUUCUGUCCCUCUGCCACACAUGGACGCAUCAGCACUCCAGUCCUGUGGGGGGGUGAGCCCAGCGUUCAUGCAGCAGCUGAAGUCCACCUGUGGAAGAAGAUCCAGGAGUUUCUCACUGAUCACCUACGCUGUGGUUCUAAACAGUCUAAAGCCCAGCUAUAGGUUAGAGUGGUUGACCCAGGAAGAAAGGACACAUGUAACAUGUAAAUAUUAAAGAUGCUAAACUCAACACGAUGUGUUUAACUAGGAGUCUAUCAAUGGUUCAUGUGCAUCCUGUUUCCUUAUUUGUAAUUUCAGUAAUUUCAGAAAAUCUCCCAUCAGCAAAACCAAGAGUUGAUUCUAGAAGCAAUUGAAUUCAAUGAACCUUCAGUUAGUUU